GCUGAAGGACGAGGUCAAAGCAGGGAGACCUGUCGUAAAUUCAUUGGUUGGAGGGUUAAAGAAGGACACCGUUUCAUUCGAGUCAGUUAGAUCUGCGCAGCCUUGAGUCAUAGCCAAUCUGCUCCGCCGGGAUCCCCCACACCAACUCACUCACCAACUCACUCAUCUCUUUCUAACCGUUUCUGUGAUGUUUCUCGAGUGUCAGUAAUAUGUUCAAGCUAUCGCGCUUCGCUAUGCAUGAGUGGAAGUCCGACAUAAAAUGCCAACCCAUUACUGCUGAUCAUGGAGUUGCGAUUACGCAUGGAGCUGAUGCGCGUGCCUGCAGCACUUCCCGUGAUCGUGCCCACACCAUAGCAUCUGAGGACACCAACAAACUGUGCGACGCAGUUUCCCUCUCUCUCGGACUCAAUUCGGAGUCGGAUAACUACGACAUGGAUCAGCCCUCGACUAGCCAUGCUUUCACCGAGAACGUCCAAGAAGAGGACAGAUGCGUCCGUGCGUCCGAAACUGGAGAAAGUGCGCCAUCAUCACAUUUCCGAUCUCAGAAAGAGGGUAGAAGGUCAGUAGUGACACACUCGUCUGACUUGUUUGAGACUUUGCAAAGGAACAGAGACACCACUCAUUUUGGCAUGGCGACUUUGCAGUUGACAACCUCUGAUAUGAUAUCGAACAGACAGUCUUAUAGAGCCCUAGGACCACCUCAGAAGCGUCGCUUGAGUGUGCAUGGGCGAAGUAUGGAAGAAGCAGAUGCCACACCGUCUACUUUUGAUGAGUUAUUGAGCGCAAACACUAGACUGCACAGUGCCGGGGAAGAUACUAGUGAUGAAUGGUCCAGGAAUCCCUUUACUCAGAACGCAGGGAUGGUUAAAACCGAACUGGAAUACUCUGGCCAGCCUGGGACAAGUGUUCGCAAAAACUGGGACGGUGCAGGCAAGACAGCAAACCAGCCCUCAAGACACUGCAAUGUUCCCUCUAUGAACUACUCUCCCUAUGAUAUAUUCUUACGCAACUGCAAUGAUUACACAUUGCGCACCGCUCCACUGACUUUUAAUGGAUAUUUCCCCGAGUCAUAUUAUUCUGGAGGGAUGUAUGGGAGGAUACCGGCCACCGCCUCUCUACCCCGGCCAUGCGAGUGGGCGACCGGGCAGAAUGGCCUCGGCCUAGGCUUCAGGUUGGAGGAUGUGUUACCCAUGAGUCUUCUCCUGGCAACCCCAAGGACCUGCCAGAUUUGUGGGGACGUGGCGUCUGGAUGUCACUAUGGUGCUCUCACUUGUGGCAGCUGCAAAGUGUUUUUCAAGCGUGCGGCUGAGGGGAAACAGAACUUCCUGUGUGCCAGCAGGAACGACUGCACCAUAGACAAGCUCAGGAGGAAGAACUGCCCUUCAUGUCGCCUCAGAAGAUGCUUUGAGUCAGGGAUGACUCUCCGAUCCCGAAAGCUGAAGGUGAUGGACUCCCAGAAACCCUCAGUUACAGAGAGGAGUGACCCAUCCAGGCCCUCGGUGGAGACCGUCUCCGCUAGCAGGACCAUGAACUCCCACGUCCUCCAGACACUGCAGGGCAUCCUGGAGCACAUCGAGCCCGUGGUGGUGAACGCAGGCCACGACCCGGCCCAGCCCGACAGCGCCACCACCCUCCUCACCAGCCUCAACCAGCUGGGGGAGCGGCAGCUGGUCUCUGUGGUCAAGUGGGCCAAAGGGGUGCCAGGGUUUCGUAAUCUGCACAUGGACGACCAGAUGAUGGCCAUUCAGUACUCGUGGAUGGUGAUCAUGGUGUUUGGGCUGGGAUGGCGGUCCUUCACGGAGGCCAAUGCCACACAGCUCUUCUUUGCCCCUGACCUCAUUUUUAACGAGCAGAGGAUGCAUGUGUCGGGGAUGUAUGAGGACUGCGUGCGUCUGAGGCGGCUCUCUCAGAGGUUCAGUGGCCUGCGGUUGAGCCGGGAGGAGUUCCUCUGCAUGAAGGCCCUGCUGCUCUUCAGCUUCAUUCCAGCGGAGGGGCUGAAGAGCCAGAGUUGUUUUGACGAUCUGCGGACCACCUACAUCAAUGAGCUGGAUCGCCUGGUGACCGACCGUGACCACAGCAGCCGCUCCGAGCGCCUGUUCCAGCUCACGCAGCUCCUGGACUACCUGCAGCUGAUUGUGCAGAAGCUCCAUCAGUUCACAUAUGACCUCUAUAUGCAGACACUCACCCUCCAGAACAAGGUGAACUUCCCGGAGAUGAUUUCCGAGAUAAUUUCCGUGCAUGUUCCCAAGAUUCUGAGAGGCCUGGUCAAGCCGAUCCUGUUCCAUAAAUAACCGUUUCAAUUUCCAGCCUCCAUCAUUUCAAGUGGGUCUAUUAAGCUGUAGCUCUAGUCAUUUUCUUCAUAACUGUCCAUACAAAUGCCAUAUUUUCAUAACCCUCUUGUCGUUGUAGUCUUCAGUAGUUUGGGCUUUAAUAUGUCUUGGGUUCAUAAUAGUACAUAACUGUAUGUAGUGUUAUCCCCAUGAAAAAGUAACAUAGCUUAAUCAAAACAUAAACUUGCCUUUACUAUUUGUAUUGUGCUUGUGAGAAACACUGUUAUAUGUCAUCUUUAAAGCCUUGUAUUGGACGAGGCAGUGCUGUAUAUAAUGCCAUUGAUACCUGAAAUAUUUUCAGCUUAAACAGGAAAUUCAAUUAACCAAAUGUGUCAACCAAGUAACUGAAUUCAGGUCCAAGUUUGAACUGCAAUUGUACGUUCAAAACAUAUAUAGCCAUGACAAAAUAAACAUGGUGUACAUAUGAAUACAUAUAUCAGGGACGGAAUUGUUUUGUACACAUCUGUAUCACCAACUCGUGCCAGAGCUUGGCCAUCAGGUGAACAUAUCUUUUUUUAUUCACAUGUAUUUCUUGGGUCAGACUAUUUUCUGUCUUAAACACUGACCAAUAAAAUCUAUACUAUUUUAAUGUCA
This is a messenger RNA of Clupea harengus (Atlantic herring), 2924 nucleotides long. Its product is annotated as progesterone receptor-like. Lineage: Eukaryota; Metazoa; Chordata; Actinopteri; Clupeiformes; Clupeidae. Gene Ontology annotation, biological process: regulation of DNA-templated transcription. The record is from RefSeq and is a predicted model, not a curated record. Gene Ontology annotation, molecular function: DNA-binding transcription factor activity; sequence-specific DNA binding; zinc ion binding.